AUGAUCUUUGAUGCCCUGUUCGGAGGUGCUUUGACCAUACUCGUUGAGCAAACGAACAUAUACGCCAAAGAAACCAAAAAGAAAGCUUGGCAGGAUACCGCAGCUGAAGAAAUGAAAGGAUUCCUAGAUAUUCUCAUCAGAAUGGGCAUUCUUCAACUUCAAAACAGACGGGACUACUGGUCCACGGACAGCGACCUCGGAGUGGCAUCAGUUAGCCCAGUGAUGCCAAGAGCACGACUUUUUCAGCUUCUUCGAUCACUGCAUGCCAACGACAACAAGACAGCGACUAGAAAAGGAGACGUCGGCCAUGUCCCUUUGCACAAACUUCGACCUCUUAUCACAGAGCUCUCCGAAACAUUCAGAGCUAGCUACCAGCCAUCUGCAUACCACUCAAUUGAUGAGAGUAUGAUUCUGUUCAAAGGAAGGAAGUCAUUCAAACAGUAUAUGCCCAUGAAGCCUAUCAAAUGUGGGUUCAAAGUAUGGGUGCUUGCUGAUGCUACAACUGGCUUUAUUAACCAGUUCGAAGUCUACACGGGCAAAGAGGGCGAUGGCGGUGGGCUCGGCUACAGGGUAAUCCAGAAAUUCACUGAGGAACUUGUCGGGACGGAGUGUCUGGUAGUGUUCGACAACUUUUUUAGUUCACCCGAACUCAUGCAGGACCUGUUUGACCACGGGAUAUAUGCCGUGGGAACUGUCCGUGCACAAAGAAAAGGUCUUCCUGAUGUUGUGAAGAACAAAAAGAAAAUCAAUGAAGGCGACCACAACUACAAGGUGAAGGGAAAUGUUGCUGCGAUCCAGUGGCAAGACAAGCGGCUAGCCAACGUAGUAACAACAGACCACGAUCCUUCAGAGACGGUAACAGUGGAAAAGAAAAAUAAGGACGGGUCAAAGAGAAGCAUCAAGUGUCCACUAGCGAUUGUGCAGUACACGAAGCACAUGCGGGGAGUAGACCGCUUUGAUCAGCUGCGAGAGUAUCACACCGUUACUCAUCUGCCCUACUCGCAAAUAACACCUUCAUAA
Molecule: messenger RNA, 1020 nt
Organism: Ixodes scapularis (black-legged tick)
Lineage: Eukaryota; Metazoa; Arthropoda; Arachnida; Ixodida; Ixodidae
Product: piggyBac transposable element-derived protein 4-like
Exons: 2
Coding region: 1-1020 (339 amino acids)
Source: RefSeq, a predicted model, not a curated record